This is a messenger RNA of Mesorhabditis belari, 462 nucleotides long. The record is from the annotation of a GenBank genome assembly. Lineage: Eukaryota; Metazoa; Nematoda; Chromadorea; Rhabditida; Rhabditidae.
AUGGAAGGAGUAUCAACAAAAUCGUCGCUUGUCACGGAUUUUUGGAGAAAGAUGCGAAACGUUGACGAGAGAGACGGUAAAGGACUCCCGAGACCAGUUCUCUUUGGAAUAGGAGGAUCAAAAACAGUUUCGGACAAGAUUCGAAAAACGAUGAAUUCCUCGUUGGUUUCCUUUCUCGCUCUUCUCGUCAUCCUAGCCACGGUUUCGGCUCAAUUUGGUGACUUUGAAGGAUAUGGGCCAAUCCGAGCGAGACGUGCCACCUAUACCUACAAUGGAGUUUCAGCAACUUAUCCCUACUAUCGAAACGGAGCCACUUUCUCCUCGCCAACCAAUGGCUACAACAACAAUGGACAGUACUACUACAAUGCAGCUAACACCAACACUUUCACUUCGGGCGGUAACACUUUCCGAUGCUCUGGUGGAUACACAUACAACGGCGCCUUCUAUCCGUACUGCUCCGGA